Closterium sp. Yama58-4 is the source of this 2229-nucleotide messenger RNA. The record is from the annotation of a GenBank genome assembly. NCBI's taxonomy places the organism in Eukaryota, Viridiplantae, Streptophyta, Zygnematophyceae, Desmidiales, Closteriaceae.
AUGGGCGCGAGGGGGGAUGCCUUGACGGUGGAGUUCGGGGAAGGGCGGAGUGUUGUGCUGGAGGGGGGAAGGCGAUUGGCGGAAGUGGGGACGUGGGGAAUCGGCGGGCCUGCGGAGUGGCUGGCAGAGGUGACAACAGUAGAUGAAAUGGCGGCAGUGCUUAGGUUCUGCCACAGCAACAGCAUCCGUGCUGUGGUGAUAGGCAAGGGCUCCAACUGCCUGUUUGAGGACCGCGGGUUCAGGGGGUGUGUGAUCGUCAACAGAAUCGCGUACAAGCGCGUGGAGUACACAGAUGCUGCUGCUGCUGCUUCGUCGCUUUUUGAGUCGACUCAAGUAGCGCACAAGCGCGUGGAGUACACAGACGUUGCUGCCCCUUCCUCUGUGCACAGACACAGCACCACCAGCCAUGGCGACAGCAAUAACAGCAGCGGCAGAAAUAACAGAAGCUCCAGCAACACUGGCAGCAGUAGCAGCGGAAGCAAUGACACGGACAGCAGUAGCAGCACAGGGGCAUCUGAUUGCGAUGCGUUGGUGCACGUGGGGGGAGGGUACCCGUUCAACCUACUGGGAGUGGAGUGCUCGCGAGACGGCCUCUCAGGGCUGGAGUUUGCAGGCGGCAUUCCCGGCACCGUUGGGGGCGCUGUCUUCAUGAACGCAGGGGCGGAUGGACAGGAAACAGCCGACUGUCUGCUCUCUGUGGACGUGCUCUCUCCGACCGGCACUCUCCUCUCCUUCGCUCGCUCUGACUUCACAUUCGCCUACCGCCACUCGCCCUUCCAGCACAUGCCGGACUGUGCUGCCAUAGUGGGAGCAACGUUUGGGCUGCGGAGGAGCAGUGAGGCGCGGGACAGGCAGCGACGAUACAUGGACAGGCGUCGCCAAUCCCAACCCAUCGCUGAUCGAUCCGUUGGGUGCAUUUUCCGCAACCCUGCACCCCCCUCUGCUUCUGCUCCUCUCUCUAGCGCUGCUCCUCCCGCCGGUUCCUCACCACCAGCCGGUUUACCAGCAGCUGGUGCUUCAGCAGUUGCUCUCCCUGCCUCUGCAGGUGCUCUGAUAGACCGGGCUGGGUUGAAGGGUCUGCGUGUUGGAGAUGCUUUUGUGUCGCCCAUGCAUGCUAAUUUUCUGGUUAAUGGUGGGGCGUGCAGUAGUGAGGAUAUGGAAGGGCUGAUUGUUGAGGCUCCCCCCACUUCCACUCCUCAAGACGAGUCAGCCCCCGCUUCGCAGCAACUUCCAAACCUUCCGUCGUCGCUAACUGAAGCUACUACUUCUCUCCUCGACGCUCUUAAAGCUGCGGUUAAGCCUGCGCUCGCCGCGCUCCUAAUCACCGCCGUCCUCGCCGCCGGCGCGCCGGACGCCGCGCUCGCCGCGCAAGGCGGCGGCAGAAUCGGCGGAAGCGGCUUCGGCGCCUCCCGCAUGCGCUCCUACGCCCCGCCACCCUCCGCCCCCCGCGGCGGAUACUCCUACUCCGCGCCCCCCGUGGUCGUCGCCCCGUCCGUCCCGUUCUUCGCGCCUUCCCCGUUCUUCUUUUUCGGCCCUUCCAUCGCCUACGGCGGCGGCGGCGGCGGAGGGCUCUUUAAUCUCCUCGUGAUCGGGAUCGUGAUCUGGUUCGUGUCGCAGUCGGUAAUGGGGUUUUUAAGCUCGGCGCAGGAGGAGGGGGUGUGGCAGGAGACGCAGCGCAGCAGCGUGGUGAGGCUGCAGGUCGGGCUGCUAGGCUCGGCACGGCGCCUGCAGCGGGAUCUGGAUCGGAUCGCGGAUCGCGCGGAUGCGAGCUCACCCGAGGGCCUUCAUUACAUCCUGCAAGAGACGGUGCUGGCGCUGCUGCGCAACCCGGACUACUGCAUCUACGGCUUCUCCUCUUCAGAAGUGAACAACGAUUCAUAUGCCGGCGAAGCUGCAUUUAACCGCAUGAGCAUGGAGGAGCGCAGCAAGUUCAAGGAGGAGACUCUGGUCAACGUGGACGGUAUCAGGCGGCGAGUCACGCGCAAUCCCAGCCAGGAGCGCAUGAACUCUGAAUACAUCGUGGUGACGGUGCUGGCAGCAACAGAGGGCACGCUUCGGCUGCCGGGGAUCAAAUCUGCGAGUGACCUGAGGGAAGCCCUGACUCGCCUCGGCUCCAUUCCUGCUGAUGAGCUUCAGGCUGUAGAGGUGCUCUGGACGCCCCAAGACGACGAGGACACCCUCACAGAGCGGGAUAUGCUACUUGACUACCCUCGCCUGCGGCCGCUGUGA